This is a messenger RNA of Acaulospora morrowiae, 309 nucleotides long. Lineage: Eukaryota; Fungi; Glomeromycota; Glomeromycetes; Diversisporales; Acaulosporaceae. The record is from the annotation of a GenBank genome assembly.
AUGUUGAGCACCCCCGAUAGAAAAACUAAAUUACCAACGCUUGCGACCCAAAAAGGCUACCAAAAGAACAUUGCCAGUGAAAAAAAAAAAUUCUUAAAAAAAGAUCUGAACGUGAAGACCACGUGUUACGAAUACACUCAGACAGCAUCAAAAGAUGGGUACCGUAACGACAAUGACUGCCCUGAAGAUAAAUGCCGUUAUAAUUGUGAUCACGAUUAUGCUUCCCCAACGAUGAUAAUACCACUACCUACCAACGAAGCCGCAUCAUCAAGAUUCUACAAAAAUGAAUUAAAACAAAUACGAAGUUAA